AUGCACAUGAAGCUCCAGAAUGCCAGACUCGAAGUUUUUGGAACACUAUCUUUUGAACCCGACCUGCUUUACUGGAUCCAGAACUCAUUUCGCAUCGAGUUCCAGAAUCAGUCCACGUCGUGGAUUGUAGAAGGACACGAUAUCGAAAUCGACGAAGGCGGCUGGGCACAGGGCGGUGUCAAUGGAAAUGGCCAGGCGUGGAUGACUCGUACUCAAGGUCGGAGCAAUCAAUUCGGGCGACCGAUUCCACUGACGAUAUUCAACUCGACAAACGUCUCAGUGAAGAAUUUCUCCAUACGGCAGCCACAGUUCUGGACUUUCUAUGCACAGGAUGUCCAACACCUAGAGAUGAGCGGCAUCUUUAUCAAUGGAACAAACACCGACCCCGCUGGCAACAGAUCCAAUUAUGAGACCAACAUCGAUGGGUUUAAUGGUGUCCGGGUCAAUCAUGCUCGCCUGGCAGACUGGUAUUUCCAUGGCGGUGACGACUGUAUUGCCCUGAAAGGCAACUCCACGAACUUCGCCAUCAGCAACAUAACUUGCCUAGGAGGUGGGAUCGCAUUCGGUUCGAUCGGCCAGUACAAGGAGUCUCCAGACUUCGUCUCCAAUGUCACGGCUCAGGACAUUUCGGUAGCAAAGGAUAUUCGCCCCCCGACAGGAGGAGCGGGUGUGUCUGGCGGUGCAUACUUCAAGAGUUGGGUCGGCGUUGAAGCCGGUCAGCCGCCGCAAGGUGGAGGUGGAGGCACUGGACGAGUGGACAAUAUCACGUUCACCGGCUUGAGCGUGCAGAACGUGACCAAUGCCAUCUUCGUAAACAAAUGCUACUUCAAGGUACCCUCCCAAGCACAGCACUGCGAUACCAGUACUUUGGUGUUUGGCGACCUGACUUUCUCCAAUGUGUCCGGGACUGUCAAAGGCAGCACGGGAGUCUCGCUGAACUGUUCAGCUGCAGCGCCGUGUCAAGACAUCAAGCUGGAAGACGUCAGGCUAGCUUCGGUUGCUAACAAGAGCGUCGCUCUUACUUGUGUCAACGCGAAGGGGUUGAUGGUGCAACCUGUAACAGCACGCUGCCCUCCAUGA
Molecule: messenger RNA, 1080 nt
Organism: Fulvia fulva
Lineage: Eukaryota; Fungi; Ascomycota; Dothideomycetes; Mycosphaerellales; Mycosphaerellaceae
Product: Putative galacturan 1,4-alpha-galacturonidase A
Exons: 3
Coding region: 1-1080 (359 amino acids)
Biological process (GO): carbohydrate metabolic process
Molecular function (GO): polygalacturonase activity
Source: RefSeq, a predicted model, not a curated record